Molecule: messenger RNA, 6121 nt
Organism: Triplophysa dalaica
Lineage: Eukaryota; Metazoa; Chordata; Actinopteri; Cypriniformes; Nemacheilidae
Gene: tgfbr1b
Product: transforming growth factor, beta receptor 1 b
Exons: 9
Coding region: 24-1649 (541 amino acids)
Biological process (GO): nervous system development; activin receptor signaling pathway; heart development
Cellular component (GO): plasma membrane; activin receptor complex
Molecular function (GO): ATP binding; activin binding; transforming growth factor beta receptor activity, type I
Source: RefSeq, a predicted model, not a curated record
UCGGUGUCGGUCCGUCCUAGCCAAUGAUCAAACGUGUUUUUCCUCUUCCUCUAUUCCGUCGCUCUCUCUUUCUUUUACUCCUCCGGCAGCUCAGUCUGCCUGAAGAACUUGAGUGUAGCAGAAUAAGUGUGAGCGCAUGCACGAGGAUGAUGAGGAUGAUGGAUGCAAUACCGUGUCGUCUCGUGUUUUUAGCUCUGUUCUUUGGAGCCAGGAUCCAACACACAGAAGCCUUACAAUGCCACUGUCACCGGUGCCCGAACCGCACCUGUGCCACAAAUGGCCUGUGCUACGUUUCCAUCACCAAAACGCCCAGCGUCACCACGAAGCAGAGCUUGUGUAUCAGUGAGCCGGAGCUGAUCCCACGAGACCGGCCCUUCAUUUGCGCACCAUCCACCAAGGACGAUACUGGGAUUUUCCCAUUGUGCUGUGACACAGACUGGUGCAACACGGAACCGGACCUCUCAUUAAUCCCAGUGCCAACACAGAUGCCGCAACCUUUGGGGCCGAUGGCGUUUGCGGCUCUGAUCGCAGGCCCCGUGUGCAUAGUGUGCUUCAUGAUGGUCACCGUGUUCUACAUCUGCCACACCCGCUCGGUCAUCCACCACCGCGUGCCUAAUGAGGAAGAUCCCAACAUGGACCACCCCUUCAUCAACGUGGGAACAACGCUUAAAGACCUCAUCUACGACAUGACCACGUCAGGGUCGGGCUCCGGUCUGCCUCUGUUGGUGCAGAGGACCAUAGCGAGAACCAUCAUCCUACAGGAAAGCAUCGGCAAGGGUCGCUUUGGUGAGGUGUGGAGGGGGAAGUGGAGAGGAGAAGAGGUGGCAGUCAAGAUCUUCUCCUCCAGAGAGGAACGGUCCUGGUUUCGGGAAGCAGAGAUUUACCAGACCGUCAUGCUUCGCCACGAGAAUAUUCUGGGCUUCAUCGCCGCUGACAACAAAGACAAUGGAACAUGGACCCAGCUGUGGCUGGUUUCAGACUACCAUGAGCACGGCUCGCUCUUCGACUACUUGAAUCGCUAUACAGUGACCGUGGAGGGUAUGAUCAAGCUGUCUCUGUCCACUGCCAGCGGCCUGGCUCACCUGCACAUGGAGAUUGUCGGAACACAAGGAAAGCCUGCUAUCGCCCACAGGGAUUUAAAAUCAAAGAACAUUCUAGUCAAGAAGAACGGCACAUGCUGUAUCGCAGACCUGGGCUUGGCUGUGCGACACGACUCCGCCACAGAUACCAUCGACAUCGCCCCCAAUCACAGAGUGGGCACCAAAAGGUAUAUGGCUCCAGAGGUGCUUGAUGAUUCCAUAAAUAUGAAGCAUUUUGAGCCUUUUAAAAGGGCAGACAUCUACGCUAUGGGUCUGGUCUUCUGGGAAAUUGCAAGCAGAUGUUCAGUUGGAGGCAUUCAUGAAGACUACCAGCUGCCAUACUAUGAUCUGGUGCAGUCCGACCCCUCGGUGGAGGACAUGAGGAAAGUGGUGUGCGAACAAAAAUUACGGCCGAACAUUCCAAACAGGUGGCAGAGCUGUGAGGCUCUACGGGUCAUGGCCAAGAUCAUGAGAGAAUGCUGGUACGCCAACGGAGCCGCCCGUCUCACGGCCCUGCGCAUCAAAAAGACCCUGUCCCAGCUCAGCCAGCAGGAGGGAAUUAAAAUGUAGGCCAGUCGGCACGGGACAUCUCUCGACUUGCCGUUUCAAACAUUGACGCUGAUUACACUGGUUAUCGGUACCUUUAUCACUAUCCUUUAUUAUCGCAUCACACUCUGUUCUCAAAAGAGGACGUGAGCACUUUGAAUGACGUUUGCCGUUUGUUUUCGCAUCUUUCCACUCGGUCUUAAACACCGGCGGGCGUGGACUUCGCAGCGCCCACGAUGUAAUAACCCAAAACCUCUGGUAGGGAAACAUUGAUAGGCUGACCCUGAGGAUCAUGGGAAAUUACGUUUAAGUGCGAGCACAGCACCGGAUUCCAGCAUGGCAGUUACUUAGCCUCUUGGGUGCUGGGUUAACAGAAGAAGGAUUUUUUAUAUUUAUACACGUUUGCCUGCGGCUGGAUAGAUUCGAAGUUUUGUUCUUUUUCUCCCAUGGAGGUCUGACUAUUUGAGUUCUGUGGGACCUUAUUUUUGCACCUUGUAUUUUCUUUCUGCAUAUCACUGCUGUUCUUCAGGUCAGGUACAUGUUUUUCACGUUGUGUGGGUCUUCUUUUAUUUGUUGCAAAACAAAACUGGACACGACCUCAUUCAGUCUAGGCGAACAUGCUGUGACAUAUGCAAUAUAGAGAAAAGUUAUCGACUUUAUAUUUUUACUGCUCUGCUACAACAACUUCAACUACGAUGACAACCAUGCCUUCCAAGCCAGGUGUUACCAGAAAGUGCCACUGCUUUGAACCAACCCACCCUCACGGUGUGAGCCGGCCCCUUUCGGUCGCCGUCGGUCUAAACGUAUCCGUGAAGGUUCUUCAGGAGUCUCUUAUGCACACGGAGCAAAAGGGGCCACCACACUGGAAUUCUGCUGGUGCCAUUCUUUAUCAUUUCUGCCUCUUCAUCGUCUUCAUCGAUGCAGCACCGAGGGAUGUAACAACCAUCCAGACCUCUUCUCAUUUUACCGAUUCUGUUUUACGGACAACAUGAAAAAGCUGCACAUGGUGAGCCAAUGACUGACCCGAGUACUCUGUUGGUGCUGCGAUUGGACACCUGUCUUUGUACUUUCGUUUGAUUGGUCUGAGCGGAGAUCCGUGGAAGCGUGGGCCAGUAUGUUUCAGCACAGGAGCUUCAUCUACAUCAAGGAACUGUAGCUUGAUGCAAAAAAAGUCUGGCAAUGGACAACAUGACCACCAGACUGCUGAAUGGUUGGCUUUUGAGAAACAAGCACGGAACAUUAAAAGUAAAAUGUAAUUGCAUUAAAAAAAGCAUUAAACACAGGUUCUCAAUGAUUAGAAUGUUAGACACUUGCGUUCUCGGUGUAUAAAGACGGUACAGUACAUUCAGAUAAAUAUAGCAAAUGGAUAUUCACUAAGCCAUAGGUUUUCUAGCAGAAUGUAAAAAAGGAAAUCAAUUCAAAGACUGCUAAACAUUUUGAGCUUAAGGGACCAAUCGAACAAGUCGAGGUUGUUUUGUUUUGUUGUAAAACGGUGUGUUUGGUUUGAGGUCAAUGCUGUAUGUAACAGAGUACAUAAAUGUAGCACCAGUUUAUGUGUCUCUAUGGAGGUGAGCCGGACAAACCCGCUGUCUCAAGUGUCAAAGCUGGAUGAUAUUUAAUAGCGUUUUUUUUCCAUGAAUGAAGACCGAAACGGCGCUCUUAACUUGACUCAACAAGAUUCUGUUGUCUUUAUUUUCGAAAGGUAUCCAUUUCUUGUGUUAUCAUCCCUUCUUUAGCUUUGAAUGGAAUCUAUCACCAGUGGCUUUGUUUUCAGAUUUAUUUAUAAUAGAUAAAGACUGUUAGUUUUCUUUCAGUUUGCUUUAGCAGUAAGGUUUGUUAUCUUUGCUGGUCAAGUUUUGGUCUUGUGUCUGCUGCUGUGCAUUGCAAGUUUCUCUGCUGGAGCAGGUGAAGGACACACGAGUUUCUAUUUUCAGAAGAAGCAAAAAGCCCUGAUUGUAUUUUGAAAUUUUCUUUGCAUCCAUUUUGUUUACGUAGGACAUUUCUUUUAAAUAUGUUUUCCCCUUGUGAGUAUAAUUUAUUGAAUGAAACCACAGAUGUGAUCGUUAAUGUUGUGUCAAGUCUUUCAAAAUGAACACAAUUACGUGUUAUGACUUUAAAGGAACAGUUCACCUAAAAAUGAAAAUUCUGUUUUCAUUUACUCGCCCGCAAGUUGGUCCAAAUGUGUCUAAAUUUCUCGAUGAACCGGGAGAAAGAUAUUUGGAAAAAUGCUUGUAACUAAACAGAUCUGGGCCACCAUUGACUACCAUAGAAGGAAAAAUUGCUUUAUAAAUUUCUUUAUUCUGUUGAAGAUAUUUAGAGGAAUGUAGGAAAGCAAACCGUUCUGGUGCACUUUUGACUGCCAUUAUAUUUUUCCUACUAUGGGAGUCAAUGGUGACUAAGAACUGUUUGGUCAUAAGCAUUCUUUAAAAUAUCUUUCUCUGUGUUCAACCAAACAAAGAAAUUUCCAGAUCUGGAACAACUCGAGGGUAACCGACGAUAACCGAAUGUUUAUUUGUGGGGUGAACCGUCCCUUUAAAGGCUUGUUUGAACCGACAUUGUUAAGGGUGCCAGUCGCUUGUAUUGAAAGUAUUACGGUGUGUUACUGCUCGAUCAUCGGACGCUGUCACUCGGAGACCCAAUGAGAUGUUCAUACAGUAAAUGACUCCUACAUGUUGAAAAUUCCUGAAUGAAGUACUUUUCUAACGUGUGGAUAGGAAGUAUUGUCUAUAAAUAAUGUGUAAAUGUACAUAAAUAUGUAUGUAUGUAUGUGUCUGGCUGGUCGCUUCACGCCUUGUACAGAGUUUAAUGGAAAAAUUGAAUUGAGGAGAUUAAAGUGUAAAUUAAACCCAAUUGCAAAGUAAAGCAAUGAACGUUAAUGUCAGAGGAGGACGUAAGCUAAAAGGGAAAAUCCGUUUUUAAAGUUAAUAUGGUUUCAGGGAAUGUAACUGGGGAAGCAAUUGGCGUCAGUCAUGAUGUUGACACAUGACACAUCGCCGGCAGCAUUUAGUUUUACAUGUUAAAAAACGUUUCUUUAUAUCAUGCAGUUUUCCUGUAACCUAUGAAGGCCAGCUAUAACUUGACUGAAAAACCAUACCGUUGCACUUCUGGUUCCACGCGAACGGGCGAGGCCCCAAGGCGCCUUUUAAACAGUCCAUUCCUAUUUAGUGUAGCUCAGUUUUUCUACUUGUCAGAAUUUAGAGAAUGGGCUAUUUGAGACGCACUUGACGUCUCGUCCUCUAGCAGCUAACAUCUCUGUCGAACAUCUGUGCCUCCUCCAAACUCAUUUGCAGCGUUGGGUUAACGGGAAGGGUUCAUUGAAGGUGGCCGUGUUUUCAGUAGCAGAAACGUUGCGUCGGGUCCCCUUAUUUGAGCCAGACUCCAGAACUUUUGGUUAGUAAUUCUAAACCUGCGAUGGCGAAUUAUGCAAAUGUUUCACACUAUGACGCACAAACUUGUUUUAUUACACACUGUCAGGAACUUAUCCUAUAAGUUAUCACGAUACUGUUGGGCCUAGAUGUAAAUGUCUCGUGUGACAGACGUGAAUGUUAACAGCUCAACAUUCCCACAUACAGCACAAUUUACAUCAUUUAUUUUUAGGUCACCAGUAUGCCAUUUUUUUUUUUUAAGAGGGUGUCGUGAAAAUACACGGGUCUUUUACUUGUUUAUGCAAAUUUACAGGGUCACGCAGACCUCAGGCUCUCCGCUAGCAAUCGCUUUUUUUUGUUUGAUUGUACUGCUAUGCCAAUAUCCGGACACUGUGAGAAAGGCCCUUGUCGGACGGUGACCCGGCAGCACCAAAAAUGACGUUCAGUUUGCUGGCCAGCGAGGAUUUGAUACAAACGUGUUGGAAUAAAAGCACAGAGCAUUUCAUUUAAAGGAACAUGAAGUCUGGGUCAUUUAAGGGGAGCGGUGAGAUAAGAAGUUACCCAUGGUGCAUUGUUCUUGGUCAGCGUGUGUGGCUGCUGAUAGGUUGUGGGAUGGUGACGUAAAGCUUUAUCGUGUUGUAUUUGGUGCCUAAGUUUGACAUGUUUUUUUUUUGUAUUCCACUGAGAAUGGUGCACUGCAUGGGACUUAUUUCUAAGGGUUGCAUCAUCUGUUUUUAAAAAAAAGAGAUAUUUAAAGAAGAAAAAAAAGAGAUAUAAUUUCAAUACAUUUUAAAAAGGUCAAAACGUCAUGAGAAAAAAUACCUCCUCUGAAGACCAAUGUGUUUUUACCUCACUGUACUGUAUAUAUUUGAUUUGUUUACUUUUUGUUCUUUUAAUGCUAAAAGUGACAUUUUAUGUCCGUGGUACUUGUCAAUAGUGUCGUAUUAUUGUCCAGACAGUAUAUAUUCCUUCUUUAAACCAUUGUUUGGUUUGAUUUUUUUCGUUUGUUCUGUAUGGAUUACAAGUGCUUUAUGAUGUCAUACUAUAUCCUUUAAUGCCUCCUCCUCAGCUGUAUAGGAAAUGCCUUGUACUGUUUCUUUUCCAAAAAAAUAAAUAAAAAAAGUUGGAUAA